Messenger RNA from Mycena indigotica, 2859 nucleotides. RefSeq lists its product as uncharacterized. The coding region runs from base 1 to 2859 and encodes 952 amino acids. Lineage: Eukaryota; Fungi; Basidiomycota; Agaricomycetes; Agaricales; Mycenaceae. The record is from RefSeq and is a predicted model, not a curated record. The transcript has 11 exons.
AUGUUGUCAAAGCUUCAGUGUCAACCCGAUGGUCCAUGUUUUUGGUGGGUGGAUGCGAAGGAUGCGCAAGCCGAGAAGAAGCUAGCAAAUCACCAGAGCCGGAUGGGUCAUUCGAGCUCGCUCGCUUUUGACAGCUCCCUCGAUGCUGCACUCAGAGCUCAUCAAGAGAAGAAACGUCGAAAACGGGAACUUGGGCUAGCGACCACUGUCGCGAUAGGAGAUGCGGAGAUUCUUGUUGCUCAGUCUUCAACUGCUAGUGGCCCCUACGCUGCUACCUCUGACUCUCUUGCAACCUUCGACGACAACACUGCUGUGAUGUCGGAACCUGAUGACACCGAUAUGGCCCACCCACAAACACAUCUUGAGCCAGAGUCAGAUCCUCCACUCCCUCCACCAUCUCCUUUGCGACCCGUACGAAAUCGACGCCCAACAUGGAAAAUUCUUGCGCAGUUGCCCGAACCUCCGCCACCUCCGCCCGAUCGAGAUGACGAGCUCGAGGAGCCUGAUCAGUUGGUGCCAUUUCAGUGGGAGGCUAGAAACACAUCGCGAAAUGGCUUUGGUCUUUUCCGCGAGUACCCAUGCACUCCCUCUCAUAACCCUGACGGCAAUACCUCACUCGCUGAUCAAUCUGAUGUCCCGACCGCCUCCGUGGAGUCCUUUCCAGCCACAGGAGACUCUCGACUGUCACCGCUGGCCGCGCCUGCAGAUGCUUUAGCGGCUGUGGGCCAAUCAGCAUCGUAUGGGCCUUUUGGCAACUUCACAGUCUGGGGUCUCAUGAACUGGAUGUGGACAGGCUCAGCGAUGAAGAGCAUUGGAGAAUGUGCGCGUUUGCUGGACUAUCUCAAGUCCCCGCUCUUCAAUGUUGCUGAUCUUAUGUCAUUCGACAUUAAAGCUCAAACCAAACGAUUCGACAACUAUCUCCGGGGGGAAGGGAUAGAUUCGGGGGGAACUGAAAGCGAGGUCAAGGAUGGAUGGCAAUCUGCAAGUGUCGAAAUAGACGUUCCCGACCCACGAAAAGGGAUGAAGGGUCCGCUCAAGUACACGAUCGAAGGGCUCCGCUUGCGCAGCCUGACCGAGACGGUGAAGACUGUUCUAAGCGAUUUCUCCCGCUUCUUCCACUACACGCCCUUUCGCCAAUGGUGGCAGCCGGUUACCGAUGGGCUAACGCAGCGCGUCUAUGACGAAAUCUAUUCAUCCGAUGCCUAUAUCCGCACUUACAAGGAGCUGCAGCGUAGCCCACGGGAGCCAGGCUGCACAUUGGAGCGCUGUAUAGUGGCUCUGAUGUUCUGGUCCGACUCAACGCAGCUCGCCAACUUUGGGACGGCAGCACUCUGGCCGAUUUACCUGUUCUUUGGUAAUCAGUCAAAGUGGGUGCGGGGGAAACCACGAGCACGAGCUUGCCAUCACAUUGCUUAUAUGCCAAAGCUUGCUGAUGACUUCUUCGACUGGUUCAAGACAACAACAGGUGAAGCGCCAACUUUGGAGAUGCUUACGCACUGUCGGCGGGAACUUUUCCACACCAUAUGGCGGCUUAUCCUCGACGACAAGUUCAUGGAGGCGUGCGAGCAUGGGAUUGAAAUUCUCUGUCCUGACAAUAUCUGGCGGCGCUUCUACUUCCGCGUCUUCACAUACUCAGCCGACUAUCCCGAGAAGGUUCUUCUGGCCACAAUAUGCAGUCUGAGCCGCUGUCCCUGCCCACGGUGUCUUCUGACGGCUGACCAAUUCAAUCAACUGGGCACUGUCAACGACAAUAAACGACAAGCCAAACUCCACCGUGUUGAUGACCAUCGCCAUCGUGGCCUUGUUCGACGUGCCCGGGCUAAGGUAUACGACAAGAACCUGGCCCCGUAUGGAGCUGCUGUCAAGCGCAUCCUGGGACCGGAAUCCUACGUUCCCGUCAUGAAUGCUUUCAGUAAUGUGUCCACCUUCACGUGGGACAUCUUCCAGAUGCUAGCUCCUGAUCUUAUGCAUGAGCUGGAGCUGGGUUUGCCAACGCUGGUGACGCUAUCACUAGCCUCAACUGGCGCUAUCGACAGAUGCCAGCCUUUGGUCGAGACACAAUUCGGGCGGUUUACGAACAACACAUCCGCAAUGAAACGUCUUGCUGCCCGGGACUACGAGGACUUAUUGCAGUGUGCCAUGCCUGUAUUUGAAGGCCUGUUGGACGAUGAUGUCUAUGGUGACAAUGAUGUCAUCCAAGACCUGUUGUUCAGUAUGGCAUACUUUCAUGCGCUAGCCAAGCCGACUUGGGCUAUCAACUCCGCCCGUUUCGCGAAAUCGACCUGCAAACACUUUGUCACAAAGGAGCUUCCUCGGGAGGAGGCUGCCCGCCGCAAGAAGGCUGCACGGAAGGCCCCGACAUCAACCGUUGAUUCCAGCCCACAGUUCAAAGCGUUUAACCUCACGACUGUCAAAAUGCACCUGAUUGGUUACUACCCACUGGAAAUCCCCUUCUUUGGAACGACUGACUCAUAUUCGACCGCACCAGGGGAACUCGAACACAAGCGAGGCAAGGGUUUUUACAGCCGGACCAGCAAGAAUGGUGCUGUUACUCAGAUCUCUAAUCUCGAGCGUCGUGAGGCUGAGCUACUACGCAUUCAAACCAAGGUCCAGGCUGCUGCUGCUGCCCCUCCAAUCGCAACUCUUGACACUUCAUCCAAGCGCAAACGAGGCACAGCCAAGGCGCGAGCCAAAUCAACUGGCACUACUCUGAGCUUUGCUGACUCUGAAUCUCUUCCGUAUACGCCACCCGAUUUCCCUCAUCAUAUUUCCCAAAGUCGUAACUUUUAUUUCACUCUGGAUAACUGGCUGGAUGAAAAUACUGGUGACCCAGCCAUUAAGAACUUCCGACGACCUUAA